Rhodamnia argentea is the source of this 1766-nucleotide messenger RNA. Its product is annotated as trans-cinnamate 4-monooxygenase. The coding region runs from base 67 to 1584 and encodes 505 amino acids. Gene Ontology annotation, molecular function: iron ion binding; heme binding; trans-cinnamate 4-monooxygenase activity. NCBI's taxonomy places the organism in Eukaryota, Viridiplantae, Streptophyta, Magnoliopsida, Myrtales, Myrtaceae. The transcript has 3 exons. Gene Ontology annotation, biological process: lignin metabolic process. The record is from RefSeq and is a predicted model, not a curated record.
GCUCAUCCCCUUCUUCUUCUUCUUCUUGUCAUCCAAAACCUGCCGUCUCUACCUUCAACGACCGCCAUGGAUCUCCUCCUCCUGGAGAAGGCCCUCCUGACCCUCUUCGCCGCAGCCGUCGUGGCCAUCGCGGUCUCCAAGCUCCGCGGCAAGCGCUUCCGCCUCCCCCCCGGCCCCCUCCCCGUCCCCGUCUUCGGCAACUGGCUCCAGGUCGGCGACGACCUCAACCACCGCAACCUCACCGACCUCGCCAAGAGGUUCGGCGACAUCCUCCUCCUCCGCAUGGGACAGCGCAACCUUGUCGUCGUCUCCUCCCCCGACCUCGCCAAGGACGUGCUCCACACCCAGGGCGUCGAGUUCGGCUCCCGCACCCGCAACGUCGUCUUCGACAUCUUCACCGGGAAGGGCCAGGACAUGGUGUUCACCGUCUACGGGGAGCACUGGCGGAAGAUGCGCCGGAUCAUGACGGUGCCCUUCUUCACCAACAAGGUGGUCCAGCAGUACCGCCACGGGUGGGAGGCCGAGGCCGCCGCCGUCGUCACCGACGUGAGGAAGAACCCCGCCGCCGCCCGCGAGGGGAUCGUGCUCCGGCGCAGGCUUCAGCUCAUGAUGUACAACAACAUGUACCGGAUCAUGUUCGACCGGCGGUUCGACAGCGAGGACGACCCGCUCUUCGUCAAGCUCAAGGCCCUCAACGGCGAGCGGAGCCGCCUGGCGCAGAGCUUCGACUACAACUACGGCGACUUCAUCCCCAUCCUGAGGCCCUUCCUCAGAGGGUACUUGAAGAUCUGCAAGGAGGUCAAGGAGCGCAGGCUGCAGCUCUUCAAGGACUACUUCGUCGACGAGAGGAAGAAACUGGACAGCGUGAAGCGGAUGGAGAACGACGGGCUCAAGUGCGCGAUGGACCACAUUCUGGAUGCGCAGCAGAAGGGGGAGAUCAAUGAGGACAACGUUCUUUACAUCGUCGAGAACAUCAACGUCGCCGCGAUCGAGACGACGCUCUGGUCGAUCGAGUGGGGCAUCGCGGAGCUCGUGAACCACCCCGAGAUCCAGAGGAAGUUGCGGCAGGAGCUGGACACGGUCCUGGGCCCCGGCGUCCAGAUCACCGAGCCCGAGAUCCACAGGCUGCCGUACCUUCAGGCAGUGGUCAAGGAGACCCUGCGGCUCCGCAUGGCGAUCCCGCUCCUCGUGCCCCACAUGAACCUCCACGACGCCAAGCUCGGGGGAUUCGACAUCCCCGCUGAGAGCAAGAUCCUGGUCAACGCGUGGUGGCUCGCCAACAACCCUGCCCACUGGAAGAAGCCCGAGGAGUUCCGCCCCGAGCGGUUCUUGGAGGAGGAGGCCAAGGUGGAGGCCAACGGGAACGACUUCCGGUACCUCCCCUUCGGGGUGGGCCGGAGGAGCUGCCCCGGGAUCAUCCUGGCCCUGCCCAUCCUCGGCAUCACCAUCGGCCAGUUGGUGCAGAACUUCGAGCUCUUGCCGCCUCCGGGGCAGUCGAAGAUCAACACAGAAGAGAAGGGGGGCCAGUUCAGCUUGCACAUAUUGAAGCACUCCACCAUCGUCCUGAAGCCAAGGUCCUCCUGAAGUUAAUUUCCACGAUGUCUUGACUUCUGGUGGCUGUUGAUGUCAUUUGGAGUGUUUGUUGGGGGAAUUACCAGCUUUUAUCUGAUAAAUUUGUUUAUCAGCACCAAUGUCUUUCUCGUUCUCGAGGAAAAAAAAAAAAGACAACUUUCAAAUGUUAUGAAUAAUUCAUACGCCUUAAUACU